This is a messenger RNA of Tarenaya hassleriana, 685 nucleotides long. Its product is annotated as inactive protein RESTRICTED TEV MOVEMENT 2-like. NCBI's taxonomy places the organism in Eukaryota, Viridiplantae, Streptophyta, Magnoliopsida, Brassicales, Cleomaceae. Bases 44 to 610 code for a protein of 188 amino acids. The transcript has 2 exons. The record is from RefSeq and is a predicted model, not a curated record.
UCUAAAAGAGAAAAAAAAAAUAUUUCACAAAUUUGUAAACAUAAUGGCAUUGGCAGCCAAUUCGGGAAGUGGGCCAACCGAGUUUUAUGAAGAAAUCGAACCCUUUUGUCGAUGGCAGCGGUUCGAAGAAAUCGACAUUCUUGAGGUCCACCUUCCACAAGGUUCAAAAAAGCAGCACCUGAAGAUACAGGUCAAUAGUCUCGGUAUACUAACGAUAACCGGAGAAUGUCCGGUGGAUCAAACCAAAGCGGUCCGGUUUAGGAAAGAGCUCAAAGUGGCGAAGAAUUGCAAGAGAAAUGAGAUCCGUGCAAAGUUCUCCAGGGGAAUUCUCCACGUGACAAUGCCAAAAUCAAACCCUCAAGCCCAUACCGAGAGUCUAAAGGCGCGAAUUUCCCAAACCCUAAGUCUUAAACCGAACGGUUCAAGUAAACCGGCAGAGGAGACUUCAACUUCAAGGGGAUCAAGCCAAUUCUAUAGCCGGUUUAGCACAUUGAGGCAAAGAUUGUGGAACAAAACAGCGGUGGAGGGCGUGGCGGCGGCUGUGGUGGCGGCGGUCGCCAUUUUCGGAGUGGUCAAGGCCUACGAAUAUUUCACGGCGUCUCCUUUGUGAGAUUUAAUGUUUCAAUAAAACCUUGGAUAUUGUUUUGUAAUUGCAAUAAGAUAAUAAUCAAUGUGUUUGCAUUGA